GGAGCCCCUGGUGGGGAUAAAUAGGCAUCAGUGUGCAGUGGAGAAAACAGUACGAAAAGCAGGCAGCCACCCGGAACAUCAGGACUCAGCUGUCACAGACGCUGCCGGCGGGCAUCAGCUCUGCAGAUCAGAGAAGAUGGCCCUCCUUGUAGCUCUGGGGCUCUUGAUGGCGGCGAUCUGCCCUGCUGUCCUCUGCCAACAAGAAUGCACAUUGGGGAGGAACACUGAACUUCAGGAAGAUCAGAACAAUGGGACACUAGUGGACAGUGUAACCCUGGCCUCCAUCAACACCGACUUUGCUUUCAGCCUCUACAAGCAGCUGGCUUUGAAUAAUCCAGAUAAGAACAUCGUCUUCUCCCCAUUCAGCAUCUCAUUUGCCUUGGCAGUCCUGUCCCUGGGAGCAAACAGCAAUACCCUUAAAGAGAUUCUGGAAGGUCUCAAGUUCAAUCUCACAGAGACCCCCGAGGCAGACAUCCACAGGGGCUUUGGGAACCUCCUCCACAUGCUCAGCCAGCCAGGGGACCAGGUACAGCUCAGCACAGGCAGCACCAUGUUUGUUGAAAAACGCCUGCAGAUCCUAGCAGAGUUCAAGGAGAAGGCAAGGGCCCUGUACCAGGCUGAGGCCUCCUCAACUGACUUCCAGAAGCCUCAAGAGGCUAAGAAUCUCAUCAAUGACUACGUGAGCAAGCAGACCCAUGGGAAGAUCAAGGACCUGAUCUCAGACCUGGAUGAUCAGACAGUAAUGGUGCUGGUGAAUUACAUCUACUUUAAAGGAAAAUGGAAGACGCCAUUUGACCCUCUUGACACAUUUGAUUCUGAGUUCCACUUGGACAAGAAGAGGACUGUGACAGUGCCCAUGAUGAACAUUGAGGACCUGACCACACCCUACUUCCGGGAUGAGGAGCUGUCCUGCUCAGUGGUGGAGCUGAAGUACACAGGCAAUGCCAGCGCCCUGUUCAUUCUCCCUGACGAGGGCAAGAUGCAGCAGCUGGAAUCCAGCUUACAGCCAGAGACCCUGAGGAGAUGGAAGGACUCUCUGAGACCCAGGAUGAUCAAUGAGCUCUACAUGCCCAAGUUCUCCAUCUCCACUGACUACAGCCUGGAGAACAUCCUUCCACAGCUGGGCAUCAGGGAAGUCUUCUCCACACAGGCUGACCUGUCUCGGAUCACAGGAAACAAGGUCCUGAAGGUCUCUCAGGUCGUCCACAAGGCUGUGCUGGACGUGGCUGAGACGGGCACAGAGGCAGCGGCUGCCACAGGAGUCAAAAUUGCCUUAAUGUCUGCAAAACUGGACCCGUUUAUUGUGAGUUUCAACAGGCCAUUCCUGAUGAUUCUCUCCGACACUCAUACUCAGUCUGUCCUCUUUUUGGCCAAGAUCACGAACCCCAAAUGAUUUUAAAACUUCCCAAGUGUUGAGACUUCUUCUCAGGAGCCAGGGAUUAAGCCUGUUUGUGGGUCUCUACGUGCAUUUUGAUUUCCAUGCUCUGAUUGUCUGUGGCAUGCCUGGAUUGGACAAUGACAGUGACUGACUGUAUGACUCCCACAUGCACAGGGACCUGCGGACAGUCAGUGUCAGGCUCCCAGUCCUCUUGGCAGCACUAGCUAAUGUUCCCGAGCCUGAAGUCUGUCUCUGUGUCCCCUCCCUGCAGCCUCUCAUGUAUCUGCCCCUAUUUAAGGCCUGGGCAAUGGCAGGUAGGCUCUGCCCCUUGGACAAUGGCAGGUAGGCUCUGCCCCUUGGGCAAUGGCAGGUAGGCUCUGCCCAUAUCUAGCAUCUGGCUAUGUCGGCCUGCAUCUUCAGCAGCCUUUCUGGGAUUGUGCAAGAAUAUAGGCCAACCAUGUGGCCCUCAGCCCAAGACUGAGAAGGGACCCGGGUCCCGACUCUGUUUCCAGCAUCCGGUACCGCUUGGUGCCCAGUUCCCGCCUCACACUUUUCCUGUUGCACCACUGGCCCUGCAGGGGCUCCUGACCUUGGCCCACAUGUGGCACAGUGUUGGGAGAGCUCAUUCCUGCAGCUCUGCAUGGAGCCUGCUUCUCAGACCUGCUGCUCUCACACGAGUACACAUGAUUAGGGCAGCGAACCUUUUUCUAGAUUCCCCGCCGAGCAACCUCAUGCAGCAGACCGAUGCUUCACCUUUCUUAUCCAAAAUGCAGGGUUUGGAACAAAGUUUCAAUAAACGUAUAAGUGCAUAGAAAGUUGCCAGGCAGUGUUCACUGGGCUCCUGAUGGUAGGGUGUCACCUCUAGUGACAACAGGGUAGUAGUGAAUGUCACUCACACUUUGUGACUUAGAAGGAACAUGAACACCCAUAUACCCAUUAGCAGAUUCCUCCAUUUUCAACACAUAAAACACCCAUAUAUAUGUAUAUAUAUCUUUUUAUAUAUAUACAUGUAUAUGUUUAUAUACACUCAAAUACAUGCACACACAUAUGCAUACACACACAUAUAUAUUAAGAAAUGGAGAGGCAUCAAAUACACACACACACACACACACACACACACACACACACACACACCCCUCCAUCUCUUUCUCCCUUUGGAGUGAUCUGAAGUAAAUUCUAGCUCUUCUUUUCUAAGAGUUUUUCCUCUCCGUCUCCAUAUAGACUCAUAUGACAUAAAAGCAGACAUUUAGGAGUGUUCGUCAUGGUGGCAUUAGUUCCACGAGCUCCGAAUGCUGUUGGAUAUGAAGGGAGCCAGAGUGGGUUAGGUUCCCAAGCCUCCCUGAAACAAUAAAAACCCUCGAGUGUUUGUCAGUGACAGCAAAGCCCAAAGGUAUCCAAGGGCAGCAGUAAAGCGUCAGUCGUGAAUCAUGUCGCAGUCCUCAUCAGGUGGAUUUGCCUUUCUGGGGACGGCACUGGGACUUGAACUCAGAGCCUCACACAUACUCAGAAAACACCCUCGCCCUGAGUCUCCCCAGCCCUCUCCUUACUUUUUUGCUUUGACAAAGUGCCUUACUAGGUUUCCCUGAUCGAGCUUAAGCUCGCCAUGAGAUAUUUCCUCUUGGCCCCCAAAGAAAGAGCAGGGCCGGGCAGUGGUGGCGCACGCCUUUAAUCCCAGCACUCGGGAGGCAGGGGCAGGCGGAUCUUUGUGAGUUCGAGGCCAGGCUGGACCGAUAGCCUCCAAAACAAUACAGAGAAACCCUGUUUCAUAAAAACCAAAAAAAAAAGAAAAAGAAAAAGAAAGAGCAGAUGAAAUGACACUAAAAUGCACUUCCGUUUCUCCUCAUUGUGAGAGGGCAAAGCUCGUAACCUGGCAAGGAGGGACUGCAGCUGGAGAAGUCCUCCCCACAGGCCUGGGAGUGACACGGAGGAGCACUGCUCCCCACUCCGAGACUGGGUGGGGCCACCCCCCCCCCCACCUGACCAUCUUGUUCACCAAGGAAAAGGAUCCAGCAGCUGGGCCUUUCCUGCCUGCCCUCAUUAGAGCUCGGAGAACCUCCCCUCAGGCCUCACAUUUCCUUCCUGCCUGGGCCUAGUGUAGUCGUCUUACCUAACCACCAACACGAUUUUCCAGUUGGUCUAGCCUCAAACUAAUUUAUUCACUGCUGAAUAGAAACCAUACCCAUUGAUAAGUCACUGCCAUCUCCCCUCCCCAGAUUUCCUAACAACUAUCAGAACACUGGGCAUGCAUAUUAAUUACUCUAUCUGGAUACUGCAUGUACGUGACGGAGACACAUCACACAGGCCCGCCUGUGUCUGGCUUCUUUCACUGAGCUCACUGGCGGGGUCACACAUACUGCAGCAGGAAAUGGUUUCUCCUUCCUUUGUCUAGCACAGUAAUAGUGCUUAGCUAGAGCCCGCUCUGCUCAUCUGUUCAAUGAUGGUGUGUGCUUGAGUUGCAAGCCUUUUGCUGACUCUGAAGAACCAUCAUGGAGACUGAGUCCUCUUCCUCUGUGUAUAUACCUACAUUGCAUCAUGGGACUGUCAGCCUUUCCAAAGGCGUCGCCCCAUUCUGCAUUCCUACUGGCUAAAUAAGGCUUUGAAAUCCUCCUAGCCAUGAAGAUACUUAUUAUCUUUCCUUGACAUUUUAAAUAAAUUAAUCAAUCUGUA
Messenger RNA from Mesocricetus auratus (golden hamster), 4045 nucleotides. RefSeq names its product serine protease inhibitor A3N. The transcript has 5 exons. The record is from RefSeq and is a predicted model, not a curated record. Gene Ontology annotation, molecular function: serine-type endopeptidase inhibitor activity. The coding region runs from base 137 to 1393 and encodes 418 amino acids. Lineage: Eukaryota; Metazoa; Chordata; Mammalia; Rodentia; Cricetidae. Gene Ontology annotation, biological process: negative regulation of endopeptidase activity.